Molecule: messenger RNA, 1237 nt
Organism: Erigeron canadensis
Lineage: Eukaryota; Viridiplantae; Streptophyta; Magnoliopsida; Asterales; Asteraceae
Product: protein FANTASTIC FOUR 1-like
Exons: 1
Coding region: 145-1059 (304 amino acids)
Source: RefSeq, a predicted model, not a curated record
UGCCAUACCCAAGCCCCGCUCUAUCUUAUCUAAAUUCCACCUUAUUUUAUUUUUUUGACCCUUUAAUCUCUUGAAUAAAGGGUUUUUUUUUCUUACCAACUUUCUUAAAUCAAAUUCUUGAUUUUAAUCUACUUCUUUUUUUCCAUGGCAACAAUUGUAUGUAAAGGUUUGCAAUCUUGCCUUGAGCCACAAGUUAUCGAAUCUCUCGUUGUUUCAGAAACCCUAGUCCUGGUACCACAACCAGAUAUUCAAGAAACUAAAAAUGUUGAAAAGAAGAAAAAUGGGUGGAGUUUUUUAAAAGUUCUUGAUAACCAAACAAAAAUGGAUUCCAAAAAUAAUGAUAAUUUUGAUCACCAAAACGACGUCGUUUAUGUUCAUCCAAUGACGAAACGCAAUGCGUCAGCAUUGAGUACUAAAAGCUUGGAAAUGUGUACGGAAAGUUUAGGAAGUGAAACGGGUAGUGAAAGUGGUGAUGAAUUUUGUGUUCUUUCGGUCGAGGAACGCGAGCGGUUGAGAAGCAUUCAUAGGUCUAAGUAUAACCGGAAUUUUGACCGGAAAGUACGUCGGAGUGAGUUUCCGCCGCCGUUGACUUCCAUCAGUGGGUCUGAUGGGUCAGUCAAAGUAAGACAUCAUAGGGAAGGUGGGAGGUUAGUUAUAAAAGCAGUUAGUGUUUCUAACUGUGAGACAAAUUUCCAAACUGAACGUAUCAAUGGAAGACUAAAACUUUCAUUGUUGAGGGACUGUUUUGAAAAUAAUGAAAGUGGAAGGGUAGAAAGUGAAAAUUAUGAAAAAGGUGGUGAAGUGGAAUCCGAGAGUGAAUAUGAGGUUGUAGACGAGGACGAGAAGGAAGAGGAAAAUGAUAAUGAUGAUGAUGUGGCAGUGGCGGAUGAUGAGGUGGAGGAUGGUGGUUGUGGUGGCGAAUGGCGGUGGGACAUGGACGGAAACCGGUGGCGAAUUGCCGGAAAAGGAAAGUUGAAAAUGGUUACUAGGUGUAAGGAAGGUGGAAAUGGGAACAAAGUAUUGACAAAUUGGGCUUCAUCUUGGGUGGCAAUUUCUUGAAAAAUAAACAUAAUUAAAAAUAAAUAUUAGUUAUUGGAAUCUUGAGAAUUUUUAUAUUCUCAAUUGAUAUUAUGAUUUUUAUGGGGUGGUUUUCCUCAAUGUUUAUGAUUGUUUUUGAUAUCCUAUUCAUAGGGUAUUUCUAAUAUAUAUAGUUGGUAGUUAUUAUGGUUAUUGGAAA